Molecule: messenger RNA, 327 nt
Organism: Schistosoma haematobium
Lineage: Eukaryota; Metazoa; Platyhelminthes; Trematoda; Strigeidida; Schistosomatidae
Exons: 1
Coding region: 1-327 (108 amino acids)
Source: RefSeq, a predicted model, not a curated record
AUGAAAAACCGACUAAAAUUAAGAUCAACUGGACAUUCAGAUACUAAAGAAUCGCCUUCAGAAAUGUUGACGAACAAUGCAGUUGAACAGCAGGAACCAUCUUCAUAUGACAAUACUUCUUCUAGCAUGUCAGCGAACUCCAGUCCCAGACCAUCAAUAUAUGAUGAUUUUGAACAAUCUGAGUCGAAAACAGUAUCAGAUAUUUUAUUGGUGAGCUGUUUAUUAUCUAUUGGUGACUUACAAGUUUCCACUUGUAAUCCUAAACUAUGUAAACUUCAAUUACGUAACCAUUUCUCACCUAACUUUCUGUCGAGAAAGUUUUUCUGA